Messenger RNA from Prunus armeniaca (apricot), 2049 nucleotides. The record is from the annotation of a GenBank genome assembly. Lineage: Eukaryota; Viridiplantae; Streptophyta; Magnoliopsida; Rosales; Rosaceae.
AUGGCGGGUUCUGAGGGUCCAAACGCUUCUUCCCCGACUCAACAGCUGCCAAAGAAGUACGACACCACGAUCUUUCUUUCCGGGCCCACCCAGUCCGAUCUUCAACGAAAUGCCGAACUCGAAAAGUUCUUGAUUGAUUCGGGGCUUUAUGAGAGCACAGACGAAGCUGAAAAGAGAGUAGAGGUUCUUGGCCGCAUUGAUCGGAUUGUGAAAGACUGGGUGAAGCAAUUGACAAGCCAAAGAGGCUACACAGAUCAGAUGGUGGAGGAUGCAAAUGCUGUCAUUUUUACUUUUGGGUCAUAUUGUCUCGGGGUUCAUGGGCCUGGAGCUGACAUAGACACUUUGUGUGUUGGGCCAUCGUAUGUGAAUCGAGAGGAAGAUUUUUUUAUUAUUUUGCAUGAUAUGCUGGCUGAAAUGGAAGAGGUUACUGAACUUCAACCAGUUCCUGAUGCUCAUGUACCCGUCAUGAAAUUCAAGCUCCGGGGAAUAUCAAUAGAUCUUUUGUAUGCAAGUGUAUCUCUUUUGGUUGUUCCAGAGGAUCUGGACAUCUCACAUGAAUCUGUGCUAUUUGAUGUCGAUGAGCAAACUGUUCGAAGUCUGAAUGGCUGCAGGGUUGCAGAUCAAAUUCUUAAACUUGUCCCCAAUGUUGAGCAUUUCCGCACGACACUCAGAUGUUUGAAGUUUUGGGCUAAAAGGCGUGGUGUUUAUUCAAAUGUUACUGGAUUCCUGGGUGGUGUAAAUUGGGCUAUUUUAGUCGCUCGGAUAUGUCAGCUUUAUCCCAAUGCAAUUCCUAGCAUGUUGGUUUCUAGAUUUUUCAGAGUAUACACUCAGUGGCGUUGGCCAAAUCCAGUAACUUUAUGUUCAAUUGAAGAGAAUGAACUUGGUUUCCCUACAUGGGAUCCUCGUAAAAACCCUCGUGACCGCUAUCAUCACAUGCCAAUAAUAACUCCUGCGUAUCCUUGCAUGAACUCUAGUUACAAUGUCUCAAUAAGUACUCUACGAGUUAUGACAGAGCAGUUCCACCAUGGUAAUAGGAUAUGUGAGGAGAUUGAGCUGAACAAGACCCAGUGGAGCGCUCUCUUUGAACCUUAUCUUUUUUUUGAGACAUACAAAAAUUAUCUGCAGGUGGACAUAGUUGCAGCUGAUUCUGAUGAUUUGCUGGCAUGGAAGGGGUGGGUGGAAUCCCGGUUUAGACAGCUUACCCUGAAGAUAGAGCGAGACACGAAUGGGAUGCUGCAGUGCCAUCCGUAUCCAAAGGAAUAUGUAGACACAUCCAAGCCAUGCCCACAUUGUGCUUUCUUUAUGGGUUUGCAGAGGAAAGAGGGAGUGAGAGGUCAAGAAGGUCAGCAAUUUGAUAUACGUGGAACAGUUGAUGAGUUCAGGCAAGAAAUAAACAUGUAUAUGUUCUGGAAACCUGGGAUGGACAUAUAUGUUUGUCAUGUUCGCCGGAAGCAGCUUCCUCCCUUUGUUUUCCCUGAUGGGUAUAAACGUCCUCGACCUUUGAGGCAUGCAAGCCAGCAGGAUGAAAGAAAUGAUGAAGAUGCUGUGGGAUCUGGUUCUGGGUCUGCUGAACGACAUAUCAAGAGGAAAAUUGAUCCUAAAACAGAGGAUGUCGGGCCAAUCAAACGAGUCAAGCAGACCACUAUUAGUCCUCCACGUACAGAGUCUGUAUCCCCAUCAAAAAAUGUAGGUAGAUCUGUUGGAACACCUGAUAUCAGCUUCAGUAAUGGCAAUAGAUUAGAGUGUCGGGCAACUGGAGAUGCAGAUAAGAAUUCCGAUGUUAGAUUGCCUGUUAGACAGUUGGAGAGUGAAAAGGAUAGCGUGGGAGACAUGCGGGUGGUUGAAGAUGUUAUGCAUGAAUCAAUCACUAGAAAUGAGUGCACAUCAAUGCUUGUUUCUGAAUUCCCAAGAGUCAGAAAUGAGGUAAAGCCUUCACAGGAGGGUUGUGCGGUAAAGCCAUCUGAACAGUUGGAGAAACCUCUUUCCUGGAAUGAAUUGGUUGUUCCAUGUGCAGUAUCUUUCUCAGAGUCCAAGGAAACAUUAGCCUAA